AUGAAAGGUGAUCAUGUGAACCCUAAAAGGGUUCUUGAAGAAGCAUACAAAAACACAAAUUCAAAAGGAUCGUCCACAACUUGUAUUAUAACUCUUAACUCGGUGAAAAAUACUAUAGUUGCUGCUAAUGUUGGUGAUAGUGGAUUUUUACUAAUCAGAAAAGGAAAAAUUACAUACAAGUCGCCAAUACAACAACGAGGAUUUGGAUGUCCGUAUCAAUUGGGAAACUGCAAUUCAGAUAAUCCUAGUGUUGCUCAGGAGAUGGAAUUAAACAUUGAGAAAGAUGAUAUUUUAAUGGUUGGGACGGAUGAGAUGCUUGAUAAUAUAUUUGAAAGUGAGAUAGAGGAACUGGUUGAAAGAGCAAUAGACCAGAAGUUGAAGGCAGAGGAGUUGGCUAGUCAAAUUGGGAACAUUGAUUUGUAUAAUUCAUUUGAUAGAUUUGCAGAUACACCAUAUGCUAGAGCAUCUGAGGGACGACAUAAAGGAGGAAAAAUUGAUGAUAUUACUGUUGUUGUUGCUUAUAUACAAUAA
Molecule: messenger RNA, 531 nt
Organism: Solanum tuberosum (potato)
Lineage: Eukaryota; Viridiplantae; Streptophyta; Magnoliopsida; Solanales; Solanaceae
Product: probable protein phosphatase 2C 80
Exons: 1
Coding region: 1-531 (176 amino acids)
Biological process (GO): protein dephosphorylation
Molecular function (GO): protein serine/threonine phosphatase activity
Source: RefSeq, a predicted model, not a curated record